AAAUACUAGAUCGUGACAUAGACCGCCGCAGUAAGAAUUACGUAGAAUUAAAUCGGACACCUGAAUUCCUCCUGAAGCGUGGUGUAUUAGGCAUAAGCGUUCACUUGACUCGCAGCGUCCUCAACUGCUGAACCACAUCAUCCAUGGUCUCCACCCGCCCAACCCACUCGCCAAUCCACCCAUCCCCGCGCCUUCGUAGCAUCUCCUCCAUGCGCAGCUCAGUGAGAUCAGUUCCCGAAACCGGCACCCCAAAUCCGGAACGUGCUAACCCUCAUCCUCGGCUUCAGUCUGUUCACCGCUUAGCGAGGCCCUUAUUCUGCGUUGGUAAGCUUCGGCCCCAGUUUCACGGAUGUGCACAUCGGAGGGAAUUUCCUCCGGCCUUCCCACCCACACCCAUCCAUGCGAAAUUGAUCCGGCAGAUGAAUCUGCUGCCCGCCGUCUCUUUCCAUCAUGAACGACGUCCGAGAGAAUCGUCCUCGUCGACAGCCUGCGUACGCGCCGGUCGCUCUCGACAGCAGGGAAAACGAGCUCGGGAGGUACAUGGGCACCCAGCGUGCGCACCAGCUUGGCCAUCUUCCUCCGCUUCAAAGCGUCCUCCUCCUUCCGCGUGCGCACGAUUGGCCGCAGCUUCAGCGCGACGGUCAGUGUCGGCGACGGUGAGCGAACGACGGCGCUGAUCGGCUCCGGUGCGGGAUCUGGUGUGUCGCAUGGCUCUGGGAGUCGGAUAUAGAGCACCGGUCGAGCGUGUGCGGAGACUUCCGUGGAGGUCGGCAGAGGAGGUUCAUCCCAUUCAACUGGUGGAGCUGCUCUCCGGCGUAUCCGGCGCUGAUUCAUAGGGCGCGGCGCUUCAAAAUCGGGUCCAAUGACAUCCACAAGAUGGGGCGUGUGCCCAAAGAGGCUGUCGAUCUUGCGCGUGGAGCGCAAAAGACGAAGUCGUUCCUCGUGCUUGAGAUUCUGAGUGGUCAGAGGUGUGCGCAUCGUUCUCGGGGGGAAAUACGCAAGAGACGUCAUCCGUG
This is a messenger RNA of Mycena citricolor, 1016 nucleotides long. Lineage: Eukaryota; Fungi; Basidiomycota; Agaricomycetes; Agaricales; Mycenaceae. The record is from the annotation of a GenBank genome assembly.